This is a messenger RNA of Rhopilema esculentum, 6026 nucleotides long. The record is from RefSeq and is a predicted model, not a curated record. NCBI's taxonomy places the organism in Eukaryota, Metazoa, Cnidaria, Scyphozoa, Rhizostomeae, Rhizostomatidae.
CUAGGAAAACCAAAACAUUGAAAAUAAUCUGCUCUGAUUCGCAAUCAGAAACAAUUUUCUACCUUGCCAAAGGAAGUCGUUUGGACAUCGGCUUGAUGCGUUUGUGAAAAACUGGAAUCAUGAAAGGCAGAGGAUGACUAGCAGAUAAAGUUUCUUCAAGAAAGAUGGACAGUUUUUAAGGUAAAUAUUUAUUAUACGCAUUUUACAUUUUUCUAUAUGAUAUAAUAUGAAUAGGAUAUAAAUGAAUAAAUAAUUAUACAGAACAUAAACCCUUCAGCAUCAAAUAAGAACUGUUAACAAUCUAAUGAAAAAACAAAAAUACGAAUAAUAAGGGACAUCUUGACGAAAGAUACUGUGUUGCACACCUUGUAAAUUGGGACUUUUCUGGGACAGAUAAGUAAAAUUAAAACCUUUCAGGGACAGUAAGAGCAAAAUUGGGACCUUUCUGGGACAGCAUGUAUAGCACUGGGUGUUUUCUGGAAGAGCAUAAGAAAAUUUAGUACGUUUUUGGUACAGCAUGAGAAAAAUUGAGACAUUUCUAGGGCAGCAUGAGUAAAACUGGGACCUUUCUGGGACAGCACCAGUAAAUUUUGAGCCUUUCUGGGACAGCAUGAGUAAAAUUGAUACGUAUCUGGGACAUCAUGAGUAAAACUGGGGCUUUUCUGGGACAGCACGAGUAAAAUUGAGACAUAUCUGAGACAUAACGAGUAAACUGGGGUCUUUCUGGGGAAGCAUGAGAGACGUUUGAACAUUUCUGGAACAGUAUGAGUAAAAUAGAGGCCUUUCAUUUUUUUGGGACAACAUGAGUAAAACUGGGGCCUUUCUGUGACUGCCUGAGUAGCAUGAGGACCUCUCUGGUAAGUUUCCAGCUUUAUAUGUUUAAAAUGACUGAAGAGCUUCCGAAUUUCUAAUUCUUGUUUCCAAACAUAAUUGUAUGAGUUCGUUGCUAAUUUUAUGAUAAAUCAGUACGUUUAUGCAAAGAAAAUAUCUCGCAAGAGCCAACAUUGUGCUUUACAGUGAAAUAAAAGAAUUUCAACGAUGAAUGGAAGACUCUUGUAAUUGCAGUCUUGUUGAACACAUUUCUUUGAAAAAACCGUCAGUUUCCACGCAAGAGGAUGCUGGAAGUGUGUUUUCUACAGCAAAAUGCUAUCCUUGUUCUAUGCACAAAAGAAUGUGUAUUUGGAAUAAAAACGUUGAAUUAUUAAGCAUAGGCAAUUCAUUGCUUUUCUUGUCAGUCAACUUUAAUGAAUAUUAGUAAAACGUAACAAAGACAUGGCGUCCAUUUUGGAAGGACUUUUAAAAGCAAUCAUCAAGAUGCUGAAGAAUAGAAGAUUAAUCUUUUUUCUUAGAUCAAAGCAAAUCAUUGAGAAAAAGAGGAAAGCAGAUUACCACAGCUUGCGCAGUGAAUACUUUAGAAGCCACAAACCAACUUAACAAGACUUACGGACAAAAACAACGGCUUUAGACCAACAGGAGAUUUCACCGCAACUUUUUAAACUUGAAGGAUGAAGUAAACGUAAAGAGAGAAAGCUAUUGAAAUAAACAUAUACUAACGGGAAUAAUACUUGAUUUUGAGGCUGCUUGUAAAAAUCAUUGAAGCUUAGAGGAUAUCAUUUUCAAAGAAAACUCAUGAUAGAAGAAAAUGGCAGGUAGGAACUGCGAAUUAUUGCGUUUAUACAGCGUUGACGCUAUUCUUGAUAACUUUGUCGAAUCUUAGGUCAUUGCAUCAUAUUGCACAAAUUUAAGGCAAAGUGGUUGCAAAAUUCGUUAUCAACCAAACAAUUUUGAUGCGUGGUAAACAAAAGAAUAAGAACAGUGAGACAAUCCAUGAACAUUGAUAGCAAGCAGCCACGGAGGUAAAAAUAUCAUCGCAAAUAAUGGACUAUUUGCUUCUUACUAAAACCAUGACCGUACUACCGUGUUCUGCUGCAUACUGUCAACUGCUUUCCUUCUAAGGAUGAGUCCACGUAUUGUAUUAAAUAUACGAGGGGUUCACUUUGAAACUUAUGAAGAAACACUUUCGCGUUUUCCAAACACUUUGCUUGGCAGCACAAAUCUCCGAAAACCAUAUUGGAAUAGAGAGAAGAAUGAGUACUUUUUUGAUAGAAGUCACCAUUUAUUUGACACGAUUUUAUUUUUCUACCAAUCAGGAGGUAUAAUUGCAAAGCCAGAAUGCUUUGAUGAAGACGAAUUUCAAAACGAGCUUCGAUUUUUUGGAAUAAUAAAGGAGCAGUCAGAUCUCUCUCUAGUGCAGAAUAGAAGAUGUGGAUUGGUGAAUUUUUUGCGGUUAUUGACCGAUUAUCCGCAGUCAUCAUUGUUUUCCAAACUAUUUGCUGCAAUUUCAGUGAUAAUGAUUACCAUAUCAACUAUAACAUACUGCCUAGAGACAGAAGACAUAUUCAUGUGGAAAAAGGAUGAAGAUGGAAUCUUCGCUAAUGGAGAAAUUUAUCGGAACAGCUUAUUUUUUGUUUGCGAAACAACAUAUGUUUGCUGGUUUGCUUUGGAGUAUAUUCUGCGACUUAUCGGCAAUCACUCAAGAGUAAGAUUCCUUUUCUCACCUCUUGGAUUUGUCGAUUUACUUUCCAUUGUGCCAUACGCAAUAAUGGCUUCCGGUAUUCUGGUUAAAUGUAAAGCAGCUAUAAGAGUUUUAAAAUUUGUACAAAUCUUUAGAAUACUGAAGAUUUCUCGCUACAGCAACAGUUUGAAGCUUUUGGGAAGAUCAUUAUUUUACUGCAAAGGUCAAAUAUCUCUUCUACUAAUAUUCUUUUUCAUUAACUGUCUUGCUUGUGGAUCUGUCUUGUAUUGGGUCGAAAGAACUGUCUGUCCCUCAUCUUCUACCAGUCUUAUGGACACAAUUUGGUUUUGUAUUAUUUCAAUGACAACCGUAGGCUAUGGGGAUAUUGUACCCCGUACAUCUCUAGGCAAACUCGUCGGCGCAGUCACAAUCUUGGUUGGCAUUGUCAUACUCUUUCACAUUUUCAUCCCAGUUUAUCUAUCCUAUUUUGCAUUGCUUUAUGAAAUUUCAAUUCUCCAAACUUUGGAAAGAAAUGGAAAUGAAAUAGAUGUACAACAGGAAGAGCCAGACGAUAUAAAGAACCACAGGCGGAAAUCGAUAACUUCGUCAGUACGAAAGUCUCGUGCAUCAGUUGUGAUAAGCAGAUCUCCUAGUACGUGUGUAAAGGAAUCAACAUCAGCAAACAGAAAGCUGUCUUUUACGAUUAAAGAAGACAAUGCAAUGAGAAGAGUGAAAUAUGACUACCUGAGAAAGCUUUCAUCAACUGAAUCCCCACUUUCAAUGAGUCAGAAAUCUCUCGAACAUCCAUUCACCGAAAGUGUCUUACAGUCUAGAAACGUAAAUUCAUCCAUAAAGAUGGAACACUCUUACAAUGAAUAUGCAGGAAUACAAGAGCAUGAGCCAAAGAACUUUGAUUAUCAAGAAGAGGAUGUUCUUUUCCCAAAGAUAUAUAGCAGUUCCUCCUCAGGAAGGAGUAGAAGACAAGCGGUUUAUGAGCAGCCAAUAUUGCAUCAAGAUGAAUUCGAUGCUGCAAAAUUGUCACAGGGUAGCAGAAGUAAGAUAUUUUGUUCUUUGAAAUCAAAUGAAUCCUCUAGAACAAAAGAGGAUCAUCGGAAACUCUCCCUUAAUGUGUCUAAAGGAAAUCUUGAAGUGUCAGCAAGGAAGUCAGUAUCACUACAGCACGUGUUUUAACGAGAUGUUUAGAUACAUUUAUCCAGAAAACCGAGUUUGAAUUUGCUGAAAUACUUUUGAAAUGCUAGGGAAAAACUUGGCAAAGAUGCUAUUCUUGUGUUUGCCAAAAUAUUAAUACAUCCUCGGUGACCAUCUAUUGUAAAAUGUAUCUUUCUAACUUGUAACAUAUUUUCCUUUAGUUAAAAUCUCUUGAAAAAUACGUCGCAAAAAAUGAUUUGCACAGAAUAUAAUGUUUUGAUUCUAAAUGCUAAAUUUUCUUCCAAAUAUUUUGGGGAACUUUACUGUCUUUAAAUCAGGUUGAUCAGGUUGCAACAUCUUCUUUACAUUACAAAAUUAUUUUCUCAAAAAAAAAUUAUUGAUUGAGUCUGGUAAGCGUGAUACAGCUGUAAAUGAAUUUCGUGCUACCAAACGAAUAAAGGUUUUUACGUUUAAGCACUGAAAGAACAUUCUACUUACCGAUUCUCAUUAAAAGUAUACAGCCUUUAGAGUGCUUUUAAAAAACGGUCGUUGUCUCACAAAGAAAACCGAAGCAAUGGAAUAAACUAUUACUAGCCAGCAAUUGCAAAGCUGGUCUCAAUUGAAUGGUCAUGGUCCGUAUCAGUACAGAAGACAAAUAGGGGUGCGGGGGCGUAGCCAAAUAAGAGGAAACCAGACCUUAUAAGCUCUUGGAAUAGAGAAUAAUGCCGGUUUUAGUAUAUUUGAAUCAAACAUCUUUUGUUGUGUUGCAAUUAAGUCUAUCAAUGAUGUCAAUUUGUAGGAGAUCUUUCUACCCCUAGCCUAAGCUUCCAUGUUUUUUAGGCAAAUCCUGAAGACCAUGUCUUUCAAAGGGUUGCAAUAGAGAAAUUAUUUCAAAUACUACUGCUCAGAUUGAAAACAGAUUGCGGGUGAGAGAACAACAUAAUAUGUACGUUGCGUGUGGUACUUCAUCCAGAAUAGCAUAAUAUAGUGAGCAGGUGAAUUUAGUACCAGAAUGAAAAUAUAAUACUUUGAUUGUUGAAAACACGACGUUUUGAGCAUGUACACGUUAUCAAGUGGCUACAAAAGAAACGAGCCGAGCAAAGAGAAGGCGAGAUCCGAUAUAUAGAAAAGAAUGCGAGAUGCGAUGCAACUGAACAAACACAGAAUAAGGGAAUGGGAGGAAAAUAAGAAAAGAGUAGGAAAUAGAUAUGAAAAGAAAUUAUUGAAGGAAAUUAAAAUAUUUAUUAAGACCAUUAGGAUAAAGAGUUUUUAGGCUGAAAAUUAAACGUCUUGCGGUGCAUGCUAUAAGCCAAGGAUGGAUAUGUCGGCAGUAGAAUAAUUGGAUGAGUUGAAAUGUGUAGAUAUGUUGCUAUCUGCAUCGCCGUGGUGUUCUUCUGUCAGAUGGAUUUUGUUAGCAACAUUUCUCAACUGUUCUUCAAAACGGUUGUUAAUUUGAUGAAGGUUUCGCCGAUGUAAAGAGAUUUACAUUUGAUGCAGAUGAUGCAGUAAAUCACACAGGAAGAAUAAGUGGGGAAGUGAGGUCUGAUGUGGAAGGAUUGGUUAUGGUUGAUGAUAGUGGUCGGUUGGUUAACGUGUGUGCAAGUACGACAGAGGUGAUGUUGGCAGGGGUAAGUACCAGGCUGCGAUGUUUGGUUUAAGUGAUGUUGUGAGUGUUCUGACCAGGUAGUCCUUUCAAUUCCUGUCUCUGCGGAAAGGCAGUAGUGGUGGUGCAUUGAAGAUGUUCUUUGUUUCAGUGUCAUUAAUAAGAAUAUGGAAAUUGUUAUAAAUAAUGUUCUUUAUGCUGUGAGGACAGUUAGGGUGGUAGGUCAAGGUGAAAGGAACGCGGUUGUUGUUGUUUUCUUUGUUGGAUUGUAGAAUGGCAUCAUCUUGAGAAAGUUGUUUUACUUUAUUGAAUGCUGCUUGGGUAUUAUGGUCAGCAAGUGCGUGAACUGCACUGGUUUUAUUGUUGGACAUCCUCCUGAUGUCGUUUUUUUGAGAGAACAACAUAUCUACAAAUAUUUUGAUGAUAUUAAAACUUUCUCUUAAUUAGCUUAUUCAAAUCAGCAGUGGCUAGGAAAUAUCUAUUCCAAUACUGUUACUAAUUGACAUCUUUUAUAAUCUUUCCGAAUUAAGAUGAAAAUGUCUUUGAGAAAAGUAAACAUUUUACGGCAUACUAAUUGCUUUUUCGUCUGACACUCUUUAGAGAAUAAAACGUCAGGUUCUAAAAGAACAGGAUGAAAAAUAAAUACCCAGUUGUGAAUCGAAGUUAAUAGAAAGUUAUCGUUCUGCUCUGUUCAACCCAUGCGUUGUUCAAACCAUCUCCUUCAUUUCUUAACAUUGGCGACGAGGAUGUCUGUACAAC